Molecule: messenger RNA, 1926 nt
Organism: Aspergillus heteromorphus CBS 117.55
Lineage: Eukaryota; Fungi; Ascomycota; Eurotiomycetes; Eurotiales; Aspergillaceae
Product: glycosyltransferase family 31 protein
Exons: 2
Coding region: 299-1741 (480 amino acids)
Cellular component (GO): membrane
Molecular function (GO): glycosyltransferase activity
Source: RefSeq, a predicted model, not a curated record
CACCUUCUACCCCUGCAGUCUCAUCUCACCUUUCCAGGGUCGGUAUCUGCUCUUGCUCGAUCCACCCCAGCCUGUCUUUAUCUAUCCCCACGAUCAUUCCUCAUGAGUGACGACAACAACGCAACGGGCAGUUACUGGAUCGUCUUCCGUGUGGGCUGAGUGCUGGCGUGGUGUUGCGUGCUAUGCCUAUGGACAUCUACGAUAUCUCACCUAUUUAACACCGAUUUUCCUCACCAUCUAAACCUCCGCUCAACAGACAUUUCCCCUCCUCUCCUCGCGCGUAUCUAAACCUCACGCCAUGGGUCGAGAACCGAGCCAUCGGCGCCGUCCCUACCCGGCCAUCCUGUCGCGCCGAGUGACCAGCAUCCUGGCCCUGAUCCUCUUCCUGGUGGUGGGCGCCUCCGUCUUCAAGGACCAGCUGGGCUCCGGCCCGUUCGACCCCUCGUCCCUGUAUCACCUCCACUCCAAGCACGGCCCCGACUUCUGGGACUGGGAGACCACCACCCGCUUCCCGCGCGUGCAGAGCACCCUCCUCGACGAAGACCAGCUCUGCGACGCGUUCCCCUCCUACCUCCUCUCGCGCAUCCAGGUCGUCCUGAAGAUCGGCGCCUCCGAACCCGCCGAUCGCGUCGACGCGCAAAUCGCCAGCGUCACUCGCUGCAUCCCGAACCUCAUCAUCGUCUCCGAUCGCGAGUCGCACAUCAAGGGCCAUCGCGUGCACGACAUCCUGGCCUCCCUCCCCCUGUCCUUCCGCGCCAACACCUCCGAUUUCGACGCAUACGAGGCCCUCCAGCGGGGUGACGACCGCCUCGUCGGAGGCCCCCAGGGCUGGCGACUCGAUCGCUUCAAGUUCCUGCCGAUGGUGGAGCGCGCGCACGAGAUCAACCCCACCGCGGACUGGUUCGUCUUUCUGGAAUCGGACACCUACGUGGUGUGGGAUAACAUGUUCCGCUUUCUGGACCAGUUCGACCCCCAGGUCCCCCACUACAUGGGCUCCCCGUCUCCCGGUCGGCAACUGAGCGAGAAGGAGAUCUCGUAUUUCGCGUACGGCGGGUCGGGCUUCGUCCUGUCCACGGCGGCGGUGCAAAAGCUCGUGUUCCGGGAGAUCGGACCCCACGGGGAGUACAUCCAGCCGCCCCUGAGCCAGCAGUAUGAGGAGCUGAUCAAGGCGGACUGCUGUGGGGAUUCGAUCCUGGGCUGGGCGCUGCACGAGAAGGGCGUGCCGGUGUCGGGAUACUGGCCCAUGUUCAACCCGCACCCACUGCAUGGGAUCCCGUUCGACGACGCCUACUGGUGCCAGCCCGUCAUCAGCAUGCACAAGACCAUGUUUUCCGACAUGAUGGGGUUGAUGCGAUGGGAGAAUCAACGCGAUCGCACGCGCCCGUUGCUGUACGCCGACUUGCUGGAGUAUCUGAAGCUGGGGACGGUCGACCACAUGGCGGACUGGGACAACGGCGACUGGGGCGGCUGGCAGGAACCCCCGGAGUCGCCGGCGCACGGCUCCUUCGACGCGUGCCGGGCCGCCUGCCACGACAACGCCCUUUGUCUGAGCUUCACGUACGACUCGUCGGGGCACUGCGUGUUCGUUCGGACGAUGCGCCUGGGGGCCAAGAAGAAGCUGGGGGAUUCGACGGUGCGGCUGUCCUCGGGGUGGGAUCUGGAGAAGAUCCAAACGUGGCGAGCGUCGCACCAGUGCGAGAAAGCGAUGUGGGUGAAGCCCAGCACGAAGCGAAUCUUUUAGAGCGGAGGAGCGAGCGAGUUCUUGUGUGUGUUGCUUUUUGCUAAUGGCGUCCGGACUGGCCGGUGGGCGGUUGGUUUCUCAUGUUUUGACGAAUGUAAAUAUGAUAGAGAUACCUCAGAUCAUGCCACCUUAAUGAUAGAUAAUUAAUCGCGGACCUUGCUUUGGCUGGCUGAGUGAGGGAAUGA